GUGUCUGGGGAAGAGGCUGCAGCGGCCGAGCGUGCAGACGCCGAGACGUGGUCCGGAAGCAGCACGCCAGACGAAACACCUCGACGCCCGCGCCAGUCGUGCGCCCACGUGACUGAUGGCGACUUUCCCAUGUCAUCUCGCCGGUCCGCCGUGACUCCCUCUCCAAGUCCCAUCCGGGGGCCCAAACGCCGACCAUAUACACCAAUCUUGCUGCCCUCCUCCCGUGCGCUCGUUCCUGUCGCUCCCCUUGCGCCGCGUCUUGCCUCGACCCCUCCCCCGACCGUGUUGCUCUAGCACGGUAGAGCCCUGCAGCCGUCGUCAUCGUCGCCGCCCGCACCGGUCGGACCAUGUCGUCGAACCCUCCCGCAAUCCCCACCUCGUCCAAGGCUUCGGCGCCCUCUGGCCAGCUCUCUCCAGCCCAGACGCAGCCGGGCUCGACCGCGAGUGGCGACGGCUUCGGCCAGCGACGCAGCGGCAGCAGCUUCGGUGCGGGCGCAGCCACCCGCGCAAGUCCAACGCCCCGCAGCACCCAGCAGGGCCGCAAGCAGCACAAGGCCUCGAAACGCUUCGCCAGGGUCGACGACGAUGCCAUUACUGAGUCGCUCAACAUGCGCCCGUUCAACAGCCGCAAAGGGCAGACCAACAUCACCCACCUCAUGAACUUCAGCCUCCCGCCGCGCCCGCAGAACCACCACGGCCACGGCCACGGCAGGAGCUAUCGGAGAAAUCCGACAUGGGGCCUGGGGUCGGGUUAUCACGCCACCGACAAGGCGAGGUACGUGCACGCCAACUAUCGCUUCGUUGUCGAUCCGCGCGGCGACUACCGCGCUCAGAGCGUCGACGCCGAUAUCCAUCUUGACUGGAACAAUGUCCUGCAGAUAUUGGCCUCGUCGCAGUCACAGGACGCGUCCUGCCCGAUAUGUCUCGGGACUCCGGUAGCCCCGAGGAUGGCAAGGUGUGGCCACAUAUUCUGCUUGCCAUGCUUAAUCCGCUACAUGCACGCGGAAGAUGACGGCAAAGGCGUCCAUGAGAAGAGGGCGCGGUCAAAGAAGUGCCCCUUGUGCUGGGACAGCAUCUACAUCUCAGAGACGAGACCUGUGCGCUGGUACAUGGGUCAGGAAGGUCUGCCGCCUCAAGAGGGCGGUGAUGUUGUCCUGCGGCUAGUCAUGAGGCCAGCAGGCAGCACACUUGCAAUGCCACGCGACGGUGCCGAUGCUUUAGGCAAGGAGGCGGAUGUUCCUUGGUACCAUGCUGCUGAAGUGAUGGACUACGCCCGCGUCAUGCGUGGCGGCGAGGACUACAUGCUGGAGCAAUUCGACUCUGAGGUCCAUCAACUCAAGCAGCAGGAGAAAGAAGACGAGCUCAUGUUUGGUGAAGAUAACAUUGAGUGGGUGAGGAAGGCGAUACGCUCUAUUCAAGAAUCGAAAGAAAAGAUCAAGGGCGUAGGCAAUCCGCCUGAGCAACCGCCCAAGCCCGCUGAACCAAAAUCGAAGAAGGCACCAAUCGUGCUCCACGGACUCGACACAGAAACGCCCGACAUGUACUCAAUUCAGAACGCAGCAAAGUCAGGCCAGAGCCCCCAUCCACAGUUUCCUACUCCCGCCCCGGAAACGGCCACCAGCGAUCAGUCUGUCAACGCAGCCGAGGCGAACUCCCGAAAAAUGUCCAUGUCAUCACAUUCGUCUCGAACAAGUCCUGGCCUCGGAUCUACACUUGCUGAAAUACGCAAUCGCCAACAACAUGACACCCAGCAUACGCCUUCAGAGUAUUUCUUUUACCAAGCGCUGUUACAUUAUUACCUCUCGCCUUUAGACAUACGCAUCCUCAAAGCUGCCUUUGGGGAUUUCGCAACAUUUCCUUCCACAAUCUUACCGCGAGUCGAGCGCGUGUCCACCGGCCACGUCAUCGACGACGAUCUGCGAAAGCGCACAAAAUACCUCGCCCAUCUCCCGUACGGCUGCGAAGUCAGUUUCUUAGAAUGUGAUUGGACAGACACGGUCGCGCCCGAAAUCCUGGAAAAAUUCAGACCAGAAAUCGAAAGGAGAAGGAGGAAGAACCAGGACAAGGAGACGAAAGAGGAGAAGGCUCGGCUGCGGGCUGAGAAGGCCGAGUACGCAGAGUUUGCGGCGGCAAGGCGGAAGAGGAAUAGCAUCUCGGAGGGCUUUUCGGCGAACGACUUCCAGCCGCUUGCUUCUGGUAGCGAGGCGGCCGGGCAGGCAGGUGAGGAGAGCGCGUCGACGUCGCCUCCGUGGCCGUCAAGGAGGGGUGGGCAGGGCUUUGCCUCGCUGGCAUCGCCGUCGACGAGCCCGUCUACUUCACGCACGGUCUGGGGCACGGCUAUCGUGGCCGCUACAUCCCCAAUCAUGGCGCCUCUGGAGCAUGAUAACCGCGACGACGGCUGGCUGCAGGACUGGGAGAAGGAUCUCUUGCACGAGGAAGAUGCGAUGGUUGCUCAGGCUCAGGCCAUGAGUCUGGAGGAUGAGGCGCCUAAGAAGCAGGCGGGCGGGGGGAAGAAGAAAAAGGCGAAGAAGAUUACGCUGAUGAGCACGAAUGCUAGAAGGGGUGCUUGACCGUAACAGUUCAGAAUAGGCGAUAUGUAGUCCGCAGCUUUGGCAUGGCAUGGAAUGUGCAGCCCGCUAGCAACUCAAUCCAGUUCAGAC
Paraphaeosphaeria sporulosa is the source of this 2660-nucleotide messenger RNA. RefSeq lists its product as uncharacterized. Gene Ontology annotation, molecular function: transcription cis-regulatory region binding; metal ion binding. The record is from RefSeq and is a predicted model, not a curated record. The transcript has 3 exons. Lineage: Eukaryota; Fungi; Ascomycota; Dothideomycetes; Pleosporales; Didymosphaeriaceae. Gene Ontology annotation, biological process: positive regulation of transcription by RNA polymerase II. Bases 348 to 2570 code for a protein of 740 amino acids.